AUGGGGUGGGGGGGGGGGGGUUUGGGGGGUGUAUGUGGAGGGGGGAAUGGGAUGGUGGAAAAUGUAUGGGAAUGGGUUGGAAGGGGGGGGGUUUUGUGUAGGUUGGAGUUGGGGGGUUUGUGUGGGUUGUUAGGGGGUGGGGUAGUUGGGAUAUGGGGGGGGAUUUGGGGGGGGGGUGUAUGUGGGGUGGGGGGGUGGGGGGGGGUUGAUAGUGGGUGUGGGUUGGUGGGUAUGGGGGGGGUGUGGGGUGGGGGUUGGGGGUGUUUGUUGGGGGGUAAGUUGUGUUUGAUAAUGGGUGUUGGGGUUGGUUUGGUUGUGGAUGUUAUUUUGGGUAAUUGGGGGGUGAACAUGAUUGUCCUGGGGAAACACCUGGGCAUCCCGAAGCCGUUUGGGCCGAAAGUGAAUGGGACGUGUGCCCUGGAGCAGGAGAUGGUCUCUCUGAUGGGGGGCCUGGGCCUGAGCUGCACUUUCAUAGAUGAUUUCGCCUCUUACCACAAACAACACGGAGAAGUGCACUGCGGAUCUAAUGUCCGCCGAGCUCCCUUUGAGUUCAAAUGGUGGAACAUAGAAAUGUGA
Messenger RNA from Knipowitschia caucasica, 576 nucleotides. Lineage: Eukaryota; Metazoa; Chordata; Actinopteri; Gobiiformes; Gobiidae. The record is from the annotation of a GenBank genome assembly.